AUGACCGUUUCUACUGCUACUGCUACUGCUACUGAAGUUGAGGCCCGCGGGUACAGCGCGCUCGUGGAGUCCCUGACGCCCGAGACGAUCCUGGAGGAGUUCCCCACGGAUGUGAUUCCGUUGGCACAGAGACCCAACUCGAAGGCCAGUGAUGUGUCCACGCUGUUGGCACAGCCUGGUGCCGCCACGGAGUUCAGGGGGCUCGAUGAGGAGCAAGUGCGGUUGAUGGCGGAGAACUGCAUUGUCGUUGACUGGGAUGAUACCGUUGUUGGUGCAGGGACGAAACGUGCUUGUCACCGCAUGGAGAACAUCGCGAAGGGGUUGCUGCACCGUGCGUUCUCCUGCUUCUUGUUUAACAGCAGAGGCGAGUUGCUGUUGCAGAGACGUGCUAGCGAGAAGAUCACUUUCCCCAUGCUUUGGACCAACACUUGUUGUUCUCACCCACUUUGUGUUGAGGAUGAGAUGGACGGUGUUGAGGGGGCACAGACUGCGUGUGUGAGGAAACUGGAACACGAAUUGGGGAUACCACCACAGGAGGUCGCCACGCGUGGGUCGUUCCAUUUCCUAAACAGAAUCCACUACAUGGCCCCCUGUGGGGGUGACGACAACCCUUGGGGGGAACACGAGAUUGACUAUAUCUUCGUGUACAAAGUCCGCGAGGGUCAGGAACUCACCGUGAACGCGAACGUCAACGAGGUGGAGGAGUACAAGUGGAUCGGCCUGUCCGAGUUCAAAGCCAUGCUGGCGGACACGGAAAACCAACACUUCACACCUUGGUUCAAGAUCAUUUGUAAACACUACUUGUUCAAGUGGUGGGGUGCAUUGGACAACAUCGAACAGUUCGAGAACGACAGCAACGUUUAUAGAAUGCUGUGA
Messenger RNA from Huiozyma naganishii CBS 8797, 876 nucleotides. RefSeq names its product isopentenyl-diphosphate delta-isomerase IDI1 (gene IDI1). Gene Ontology annotation, molecular function: isopentenyl-diphosphate delta-isomerase activity. Gene Ontology annotation, biological process: isopentenyl diphosphate biosynthetic process; isoprenoid biosynthetic process. The transcript has a single exon. Gene Ontology annotation, cellular component: cytoplasm. Lineage: Eukaryota; Fungi; Ascomycota; Saccharomycetes; Saccharomycetales; Saccharomycetaceae. The record is from RefSeq and is a predicted model, not a curated record. Bases 1 to 876 code for a protein of 291 amino acids.